UCGAUGCAUUUGCUGUGUCAACUCCAAAGAUGGCGGUGGAUUUCGUAGCAACGUAUAAAAUUCUGGUUUUGGGGGAUAGUAAUGUGGGAAAAACAUGUAUAGUGCACAGAUUUUGCGACGAGACAUACUAUGAUACUUAUAUUUCUACAAUAGGUAUAGACUUCAAACAAAAAAUAGUUAAUUUGGAUGGUAUGCCUAUAAAACUUCAGAUAUGGGAUACUGCUGGUCAAGAAAGAUUUCGAACUUUGACGACAGCGUACUACAGAGGAGCCAUGGGCAUUCUUGUGAUGUAUGACGUCACCAACAUGGAUUCCUUUAAUCACCUGUCAUAUUGGUUCCGAAAUGUUGAAGAAAAUGCAUCGCCAGAUGUUGUGAAAGUGUUAGUAGGAAACAAAUGCGAUAGUUCGAAUCUACGAGUAGUUGAUCAGGACCAAGGAAGAAAGAUUGCUGAAAGCUGUGACGUUCCCUUUUUUGAGUGCAGCUGCAAAGAGGGUGUUAACAUAGAUGAAAUUUUUAUGACGGUUGCUCGAAUGAUUCGUGAACAAAGAGAACGACGAGCCAGCAAAUUCGACGAGAUCGAGCGACUGCAGUGGGAUAAAGCCCACUUGACCCAGCAAAAGCCACAAGAUCCUUACAAAUGCAGCUGCUGAUCAUUCCGCCUUAUGUCUUCAUACUGUAACAAUAGGCUAUGAGCUUUUACAUUUAUUUGAGAAAAAAAUGAUAUUCACACCGCAGAGCGCCGGAAACUCAAAAGACAGCAGUAUUACACACGGAACAAAGCUGUGUUUUGGCCUUCAUUUUGGGAAUAAUAGCUAGACCGUAAUUUUUUUGGUACGAUGAAAAGAUGGAUGUUAUUUUGGUCUUCUAGUUGGGCUCUGAUUCGACAGCAUUUUCAUGAAAAGUUUUUCUGUUAUUCAGAUUGUUUUUGUUUUUUUAAAGUUUGUCAUUGCUUGGUGUUCAUGUGAUAAUUUAAUGUGAUAGCAACACGUUAAGUUUGCUGCUGGGUAUGGUAAACCUGAUACUGGAAGUGCAAUGGAGUUUGACCCGGUGAAAUAUAUGCUGGUUUAAAUUGAGUUUUGUGGAUUCACUAAUUAGUUUAAAGCAAUACUAUGCAAAUCCAAAUAUAUGUAAAUAUUAUUUGUAAAUACUUCUGCAAAAUGUUGGGGAAUUGGCAGCAGUUAUAUUGCAGAAUUCUAUUGCAUGAUAUUUUCUAUGUUUGUUAUAUGAUUUUUUUAAAGAUGUGCCAUAGUGUGCUUGUAUUAUUCAAUAACUAUAUCAUAUUGUAAAAUUAAAAAUUAAUUGCUUUUUUAAAAAAGAAAAAGGUAGAAUUUUUGCGAAUUCUGAAAUUACUUAUGAUUGCUAUGCAGUUUGAAUAAUCUGGAUGAACAGAACUCAAGAUGAACAGUUUUUAAACUUACCGAUUAUCCAGAUUUAAUUAUUUAAAUUUAAUAUUGCUGUAAAAUUUCUCAAGUGGUAUAAUUGUCAAAUCGUUUAAUUGCGACGUGCAUUCGAAGUUAUCUUGAAUAUGCAAGAUUAGAACCAUACUUUACUCUGAAUAUGUCGUUUCAUGUUGAUGCAGAUAUUAUACCAUUUAAAUAAUUUACAUUUUAAGCAUUAAUCGAUUAAAGAUUUUGAUUAAUUGUAAAAUAUCUUGUUCUUUUAUUGAAAAAGUUUUAAAAAUGCAAUUGAUUUUUUUUAAUAAUUUUUUUUAUGUACCUAUUCAGUUAUCAGAUUUUUGUCAAUCAGACUAUCAAUCAGGUCUGAUUAAAAUUGAAAGUACGCAAAUAUACACUUAAUUCAAGAUAAAUUUUUUCAGGUAAGGCAUAUGUUCUAAAUGAAUGCAGUUCGUUGAAAAUUGUCUUUAAGCCAAAACUUUUUGUACAAAAAUAAUAAUCAUUUUGAGAGAAUUUAUAAUCAAUUGAAUGCUUCACUAUAAAAUCUUGGAUGUUUUGAUUAUAGCAAAUCAGUUUUAUAAAAAAAUUUAUUCAGCAUGAAAAAAAUAUUCUGCAAAUUUUAGAAAGAAAACUAAAGAUUUCAAAGUCAAAAAAAUAAUGUUUGUCAUAAAUGGUUUCGAUACAUAUCUCGAACCAUUUGAUUUACAAUUAUUGUAUAAAGUUCGAAAUGAAUACUAAUAUAGACUUUUUUCUUUUUAUAAAAUUAAGGAUAUAACUCAACUCAUAUUACUUUUUGAAAAUAUAAUCUUAACUUUUAAUUCCAGAUUAAAUGCUUAUCAUUUAACAACUAAGUACAAAAACAAACAAAUUAGUAAAAAAAAGAGCACAAAAUUCUCGUAGAAUAGUCGUGAAAUGUAACUAUUUUUCAAAAAUUGCACUAGAAAUUAAUUUGAAUACUUAAAACAUUAAUAUUAAAUUUGAAAAAUUAACUAAUCCUUAAACUAAUUAUCACCGAUGAAAUUCAUAAAGUUUUCGCUCGCUUUAUCAGCUGAAAAAAAAAGAAAGUUAUUAAAACUUGAUGUGUACAUAACAAUCAAAAGCACUAUUCUCAUCAAUAUUAUUAGAAAUGAAGUGACAUUUUUAAAUAUCUAGUAAUUCCUUUUGUUUUCUUUUAAGCUACAACAAAAAGUGUCUAACGUAAAUAUUAUCAUUAAUAUAUACAUAUAUCUUUACCUAUUAUCAGUUAUGGUAUAAAUAUUAUAUUGCUGAAAUGAAAAUAAUCUGGGAUAUUUUGGUUUAGAUUUUAUUUUUAUUAACACAUUGAUGAUGAGAUUCU
Messenger RNA from Argiope bruennichi, 2730 nucleotides. Its product is annotated as ras-related protein Rab-8A-like. Lineage: Eukaryota; Metazoa; Arthropoda; Arachnida; Araneae; Araneidae. The record is from RefSeq and is a predicted model, not a curated record. Gene Ontology annotation, molecular function: GTPase activity; GTP binding. The transcript has 7 exons. The coding region runs from base 30 to 650 and encodes 206 amino acids.